AUGCCUCAAAUUGUCGACACUGAAAAAAUCCAGGCAGAGUUGUUGGACGAAGUCGAUUCGGUUAAAAGUCAAUUGAAGAAGCUCGAAUCGCAGAUUUUCGAAUUCGAGGGGAGCUAUUUGAGGGAAACGCUAGCUUACGGAAACGCAGUAAAGGGCUGGUCUUCCGAGGGAUUCAAAAAAGCAGAAACCGACCAAGCUGCGAACAAGAAAACAGAAGUAAAGCCCAACGCUCGCGAUCGAAUCUUCUCCAGCUCCAGCGCAACGACUGAACAUUUAUUCAACUCCAGCCCAAAAUCAUAA
This is a messenger RNA of Oikopleura dioica, 300 nucleotides long. The record is from the annotation of a GenBank genome assembly. NCBI's taxonomy places the organism in Eukaryota, Metazoa, Chordata, Appendicularia, Copelata, Oikopleuridae.